GGGUUAAUAGAGGAGCCAUGUUGUGAUCACUUCCUGAAGGCGGAGUUUCAGAAAGAGCAGGAGUUUUUAAAGAGACAGAGACCCAAUUCCAAGAAGUUCAAUUACAAAGUCAAGUCUCUUUUAAGUCAUAUUAGAUAUAGCCUUUUAUAAGAACUGAAGGUAAGUUGGUUUGUUAUAAAAUAAUACUGUGUGGCCGGAAAACACAUAAUACUGACUUGUUUCUGGGUCUGUGCAGACAAAUCUUGCAUUGUUUGUUUGUUUUUUUCUCUCAGAUAUUUCCAGGUUUUUUCUGGCAAAGUUGCAACUUUUCAAAAUCAAUAAUUUCCUUGUUUUUUUUCCCCUGAAAAUUUCUGAUUUUUUUCUCUUUUUUGGUGGAAAUUCAGUCCUUCUCUUUUUUCUACCUUCAAUGGAAGCAAUACACCAUGGUACCGGUCAGUCGUUGCCCUCCCCCCCCACACUGGGUGAGCAGUGGUCUCAGUCUGGCUCCUGCCUGGUCCACCUUCCUGGAUGAAGACCAAAUCAAGAGACAAGAGUUCUUUGUGGGAGGACAGAGAUGGGACAAAGACUUGAGACCAGAAGACGAGUUCUCCAGUGGAUCCUUUAUCUAGAAAAUCCUGCAUCUGCUUUCAUUUCAGAGAAAUUCCUUGCUGUGGAGCUAUAAAUGAAUCUUAAUUUGAAGGAUCCAGUGAUGUGUUUGCCCUGCAGGACCUGUGCUGCUUUUAAACACCACUUUCUGUGUGUCAGGUCCAACGGCGUCUCCUCUCCUCUCCUCUCCACCUGAUAAGCCGUUUAAAGCUGACAGAGCAGGAUCUGCUAAAUGGAAACACGAUGAAAGCGACCCACACUCAGCCGAUUGCCUUGGCUUGCAUCAUUUCGCCUCCCUGGCUGAAUUAGUGCUAACAAGGUGGCAAUAAAACAAAUGAGAGUCGUAACGCAGAGUUCAGGUUCUGAAGCGGUGCUGUGCUGCAGGGGCGGUGGUGGUGGUACCUGUGGGGGGUCACAGGUACCGCUGCAGGUUCUGGUCCAGACCUGAGUGAGUAUCGGGUUCGCUGCAGCGGCUCCAGGGCCCGUACCCGGUUUAGAUUUACCGCCUCCCUGGAACAGAGUGAGGAACGUCCCCUGCAUCUGGUUUCCACUGACAAAUCAAAGCCAGUUGUGGUGGGAGGGCAGCGCAGUUAACCAAAACAGGCCGCUUCAUCAUUUUUACGGCCAGUAGGAGUUUGCAGCUUUUAAAUCUUUGUUCCUGUGGUCUGUUAGUCACCACUUCGGGUGGCUCCCAGCAGCGGCGAGGAGGAGAGGAAGGUGCAGAUGCAGGUGGAGCCGAACAGACAGGCAGUCUCCGAGGACAGCAGGAGGUGGGGGAGGGGGGACGUGGACGGGAUCAGGUUCAGGUUGGACUGCAGCGACGGCACAAACGGAAAGACGAGACGCCGGGAUCGCUGGGUGGAGCCAACAUCUGCUGAAUGAGGAAGCUGAUUGGCUGCUGCCUCUCUACACUGACAGCUGGGUGGAGCCAACAUCUGCUGAAGGUGGAAGCUGAUUGGCUGCUGCCACUCUACACUGACAGGAUCCGGUUACUACUUCCUGUGGACACAGUUACUGUAUGAAGUGUAUUAAUACCCAGUGGGAUGAAGAGGAUCAGAAGGGAAUCCACAGCUGCCCUCAGUGCAGGGAGACAUUCACACCGAGGCCUGUGCUAAAGAAGAACACCAUGCUAGCAGCUUUAGUGGAGCAGAUGAAGAAGACUGGACUCCAAGCUGCUGCUGCUGACCACUGCUAUGCUGGACCUGAAGAUGUGGCCUGUGAUUUCUGCACUGGAAGAAAACUGAAAGCCAUCAAGUCCUGUCUGAUCUGUAUGGUUUCCUACUGUGAGAAUCACCUCCAACCUCAUCUUGAUGUUCCUGCAAUGAAGAAACACAAGCUGGUGGAGCCGAACAAGAACCUCCAGGAGAACAUGUGCUCUAAGCAUGAUGAGGUGAUGAAGAUGUUCUGCCGCACUGAUCAGAAGUGUGUCUGUCUCAUCUGUUUAGAGGUGGAACAUAAAGGUCAUGACACAGUCACAGCUGCAACAGAAAGAAUUGAGAGGCAGAGAGAGCUGGAGGAGAGACGAGGAAACAUCCAGCAGAGAAUCCAGGACAGAGAGGAAGAUGUGAAGCUGCUUCAACAGGAGGUGGAGGCCAUCAAUCACUCUGCUGAUAAAACAGUGGAGGACAGUGAGAAGAUCUUCACCCAGCUGAUCCGUCUCCUCCAGGAAAGAAGCUCUGAGGUGAAGCAGCAGAUCAGAUCCCAGCAGGAAACUCAAGUGAGUCGAGUCAAAGAUGUUCAGGAGAAGCUGGAGCAGGAGAUCACUGAGCUGAAGAGGAAAGACGCUGAGCUGGAGCAGCUCUCACACACACAGGAUAACAACCAGUUUCUCCUCAAAUACCCCUCACUGCCAGAACUCAGUGAGUCGACACACUCAUCCAGCAUCAACAUCCGUCCUCUGAGACACUUUGAGGACGUGACAGCAGCUGUGUCAGAGCUCAGAGACAAACUACAGGACAUCCUGAGAGACAAAUGGACAAACAACUCACUGAUGGUCACUGAGGUGGAUGUUCUACUGUCAGGACCAGAACCAAAGAGCAGAGCUGGGUUCUUAAAGUAUUCAUGUCAAAUCACACUGGAUCCAAAUACAGCAAACACAAGGCUGGGACUAUCAGAGGGGAACAGGAAGGUGACAGUGAUAAAUCAACAUCAGUCUUAUUCUAGUCAUCCAGACAGAUUCACUGGUUGGCCUCAGGUUCUGAGUAGAAAGAGUCUGACUGGACGAUGUUACUGGGAGGUGGAGUGGAGAGGGAAACGGGUUCAUAUAUCAGUUACAUACAAAAAUAUCAGCAGAGCAGGAGGUGGGACUGAAUGUGGAUUAGGAUUUAAUGACAAAUCUUGGGCUUUAGUGUGUCUACAAAACAGUUUUAGUUUUCUUCACAACUACAUCUGGACCUCCAUCUCAGGUCCAGGUUCCUCCAGAGUAGGAGUGUUCCUGGAUCACACAGCAGGUCUUCUGUCCUUCUACAGAGUCUCUGAAACCAUGACUCUCCUCCACAGAGUCCAGACCACAUUCACUCAGCCACUGCUGGCUGGAGUUUGGGUUGGUAACCCUGGAGCCUCUGCAGAGUUUUGUAAACUAAAAUAGAUUUUCUCUUUUCUCUCUGAUUGUUGAUCAGGUUCUUGGUUCUGCUGUUCUGUUCUUCUUGAUUUUUCUGUUGUAAAUGUAGUUCUCUCUUUCUGGAGCCAUGAAGGAAAUCACUGCUGAUGUUUUUAUUUUUAUAUGAUAGAAAAAUAUUUCUCCACAUGAAAAUCGAAAAUUCUCUGGGCUUUAAUAUUUUAGCUUUAAUAUUUGUAUUAAUAUAUUCUUCUAUGCUCCACAAAUCUGGAACAAACUUCCAGAAAACAACAAAUCAGCUGAAACACUGAGUUAUUUUAAGUCUAGAAUAAAUGAAACAUUGACUAACAUAUUAAUAUGUAUAAUUUUGGUGAUGGCCUUAUCAAAAUGUAACGUUUGUUCAAUUGUUGACUGUGUGGUGUUUUCUUUAUAACUUUGUGAUUUUCUGUCUUUAUCAUGUAAAGCAUCUUGGACCGACUUGUUGCUGAAAUGUGCUGCACAAAUAAACUUGAUUGAUUUAUUAAAAUAUGGAAGUUGUAAGUUCA
Xiphophorus hellerii (green swordtail) is the source of this 3687-nucleotide messenger RNA. RefSeq names its product tripartite motif-containing protein 16-like. Lineage: Eukaryota; Metazoa; Chordata; Actinopteri; Cyprinodontiformes; Poeciliidae. The record is from RefSeq and is a predicted model, not a curated record. Gene Ontology annotation, molecular function: protein binding; zinc ion binding. Bases 1604 to 3172 code for a protein of 522 amino acids. The transcript is spliced from 4 exons.